Sinocyclocheilus anshuiensis is the source of this 5680-nucleotide messenger RNA. RefSeq names its product TBC1 domain family, member 10b (gene tbc1d10b). Gene Ontology annotation, molecular function: GTPase activator activity; small GTPase binding. The record is from RefSeq and is a predicted model, not a curated record. The coding region runs from base 479 to 2860 and encodes 793 amino acids. Lineage: Eukaryota; Metazoa; Chordata; Actinopteri; Cypriniformes; Cyprinidae. The transcript is spliced from 9 exons. Gene Ontology annotation, biological process: regulation of GTPase activity.
CGGCACGGGUGCGCGCACGCUCAGAGUUGGUUGUAGGAAAUGCGGACACGGCGAAAUGUCAGCAGGGCCGUGUCUAUCUCUUACAGGGAUGCUACCCGUUUGACAUUUCAGAUGGUUUCCUGACAUUUUUAAAACGCAACGCACAAGUGUACUCAAUGCCAACAGUGAUACGGAUCUGUUGGCGCGCGGAUGAGUGGAAACCCCGUACGGAGCGGCAGUGUUUAGCGUUAGCUAACACCGUUAGCCCAGCAGCACACCACCCUCCACACUCAGAACCCCAACCGUACUGUAGGCUUUAUCAUUAGAACUUUUCUACCGGCCCAGCGGCUUACCAGCGGCCUGUCUCGCUCGCGCCUUUACAUCCGUUCAGCGGCGGCGGGGGGGCGGUCACGGUAACCGGAGCAGACAGGAGCCCCCCCGGGACGGACGGACGGACGGACGGAUCCCACAGCUGCGGUUGUAUCAGUGAGGAGCAGCUAUGGCUGAAAUCACCGCCCUCACUCCCUCCCCUCCCAGUAUGGCUGACCCAUCAGUCCCUGCUCCCUCCAGCCCACAGCCUCUCCCCUCAGAAUCUCCCAUCCCAAAAUCAUCUCUCUACGGGGACCGAGCCGUGAUGGGAAACCCAACAUUACAGGCAAGCGGAAAAAUCUCUUCUUCUUGGGAGAGCACACCAGGCAAAAACAGUGCCGCUCUCUCUUCAACAGCAUCAGUGAGCGCUGCUGGUCCUCCUGAAGAGGGACUAGCUGCUCCAGAUGGAGAGAGAAAUGGGAAAAAUGAUUUAAUCGGCCAAACGGAGCGACACACUGAAGCACAAGAGCAACAGAUGCCAUCAUCGCCUGAACUUAAUCCCAGUCCUAAUCUCUAUCCCAACGUUCAAGUCAGCCAGACUUCCAGUCCUGCUCCCCCCGUGGACAUUCCUCCUCAGUUUACUCCUCCUGCUCCCAUUUCCAAUCCGGCCCCCUCUUCACAAGACUCCAGGCAAACAGAAGCACAAACAGUCCCCCAGCACGAGUCCACCCAGAACCCCGAACCCAACACUCCCAGCACUGCCAAGGUGACCCCUGAGCCCCCCUGCACACCCUCCAGGGCUGAGCCCCCAGCCGUACUGGUGCAGGAGUCCGCUUGGUCAGUGGUUCUGCCCUCUGCUUACUCGCGACCAGCCCCGGACACGCUCAGCUACCUGGAGUCAGCCAGCCUAAUGUCGGGCACGCUGGAGUCUCUGUCGGGGCUCGGCGAGGACGGCAGCUCUUUUGGGUCAGACUCGGAGAUCAACGGUCCAGUGAGGCGUACUGAUAAAUAUGGCUUCCUGGGAGGAGCACAGUAUAAUGAGGGCAGUGAGGCGGACAUCGCUGUGGCCGUGGCAAGGCAGAGAGAGAUGAAAUGGUUGGACAUGUUCAGAAACUGGGACAAAUGGAUAUCUCGACGCUUUCCAAAGGUGAAAGUGCGCUGCAGGAAAGGAAUCCCCUCCUCACUCAGAUGUAAAGCCUGGCAGCUGCUCUCCAACAGCCAGGAGCUCCUUGAGUCCAAUCCUGGAAAGUUUGAGGAAUUGGAGAAAGACCAGGGAGAUCCGAAGUGGUUGGACAUCAUAGAGAAGGACUUGCACAGGCAGUUCCCAUUCCACGAGAUGUUUGCUGCUCGGGGAGGACAUGGGGUUGGGUACCAAAACCCGCUGGACGGAGAUAUUUUUUUCUCUCUUCUGAGGAGAGUUUGUCCCAUGGCUUACCGUCACCUGAAGAAAUUUAAGAUCGACCCCAUCUUGUACAUGACAGAGUGGUUUAUGUGCAUUUUCUCCCGUACGCUGCCUUGGUCUUGUGUCCUGCGUGUCUGGGACAUGUUCUUCUGUGAAGGAGUGAAGAUUGUGUUCAGGGUGGGUCUGGUGUUACUCAAGCAGAUGUUGGGGUCUGUGGAUAAGCUCCGUGAGAUACAGGGCAUGUACGAGACCAUGGAGCGACUGAGGAACAUCCCACCUGAAGCUAUCAGGGAGGAAGUUCUGGUGCAAGAGGUGAUCACUCUGUCUGUGACGGAGGCCCUCAUUGAGAGGGAGUGCAGUAUUCAGGUGCGCAAGUGGCGGGAAUCUCGUGGAGAGUUGACUCACCAACCGGGUCGCCGUUUACACGGAACACGGGCCAUCUUCGAGCAGAAACACCGGGCUGCUGCAAUCAGUUCUGGUGGCAGCCUGUUGUUCCUGGGCGGUCAUGUCCCUCCCCCUGGACCCUUACGUGCAUCAUCAAGCCUCCUGUCACUUUCUGGUCUUAGAAAGUCCAAGAUGCCAUUCCACUCAAAGAACAAGAAGGGCUCCACUUCUGGCAGCUUGGGCCAGGAUAUCGUCCCACUGCAGCCCCUUGGGGGCGGCAUCAGUGCAGUGGCCUCAAAACCUCCUGUGCCAUCUGCCUCUAACGCUGGAGCCAGUGUGCGGCCGCCAGUGCCACAUGGGCCCAGUCCGCUAGCUACAACAUCAUCUACUACCACACCACCGGCUCCAACUGCACACGCGUCCAGCACACGUAUGCUCCAGCUGUCACCUAAAGUCGUCUCUGAACAUAUCACCCCCACAAUCCCAUCGCCCACCGCAAACAACGCCCCAUUACCACCUUGCCCAGAAACCGCAAAAACGGCAGUGGAGGAAGAUGGAAAAAAGAAAAAGAAAACCAAGGAGGACAAGAAGCGAGAGAAAGAGGAGGAGAAGCAAAAAUCACAGGAGAAGAAAGAGAAGGAGAAAACCGAUAAAGAAAGGAUGAAGAAGAAGGAGAAAGCUGAGAAAGAGAAGAAAAAGGAGAAGGGGGGUAAGAAAAAAGACAAAGGGGGAGGAGGAGAGACUGAGGAGAAGAACGGAGCUGCAGCAGCAAAAGAUUUGGCCUAAUUCCUGCCCCGUCUCUCGUUCAGCAAGAGGAAAAGCAUGAGAAUGGCGGAAAAAAGAGGACAAGGAAUCAAAACGGCUGUAGACUGGUGCAAAGAGUAAGAGAGACAGAGAGCGAAUCACCUGGAAUGUCCAUUUCAUCUCAAGUACUCAUUUCACAAGAAUAAGUGGAUCACUGCAUCUGCCCCACGUCUCUCAUCAUCUCAUCUGCACUUAAAUGCAAAGGCAUUUAUUACUUAGCCUUUUAUUAGUUUUUUUGAAGGUGGAUAUCUGAAUUGAUAAGAUCAGCCAUAUAAUUAGUAGUCAAUUCUAUUGUACUGGGUGCCAUGGUGUACAUAGACCUCUAGUGCCAUCUGUGCCAGUCUAGCCCCACAAUCCCCCUCUGCCCAUCACCCGAGAGGUGUCUCAACCAGAAUACCUGAAUAAAACUCUUCUGUGGCGAGAAAAGCAUGGCGGUGACUAGUAAUAACUUAUCUCUGAGUGUUCUGGAGGACCUAUUUAUUCAUUGUACUGUUGAUUGUUAGAGUGUGUUUGUGUGCUCUUGUAUGUCUGUGCCUUGGCAGUGUAGUGAAUGGUGUCACAGUCUCGUGCUGCAGACCGGUCUCGUCUUUCUUCUCUCUUUUCAAUCUCUCAAAGGAGCUCGUCCUUACAGUCGCGCUCUUGUAAGAGGAAUUAAGUGUUAGGGGGAGUGGAGGAGCUAAAUUGAACUGGGGGGGAAAGGUACGUUCUCCUUUAAAACAGUGGAAAGAGCCACUUUUAACUAUCCAUUUUAAAAGAAUUUGAAUAUCCAAGUCAACAUAAUUACUAAAAGGAAAUUAAAACUGUUCAUGGUUCGUGUACCUGUCUCUCUCCGCUCUAAGACUCUCAAUCCAUCAUUACAUCAGCCUCACCUAAAAUGUCCUUUUGACGCCAAAGAGCUUAUUUGAUGUUUUUCUUUCUUCUUUUUCAAAUAAAUUGCAUCACAUAAAGUGCAGUAAACGUUCAAUUCUGCCAAGCGUGUCAGUCACUCCAGAUAUCUGUGUGGUUUGAUGUUGAUGAUCUUGAUGUUGAUAUGGAUGUAGAGUUCAGACUAGGAUUUUAAUAAAUGUAUGCACUGAGGCCUGUUGAUUUUCACCACUAACCUUGAUCGGUUUGUUAAUGUAGGGCACUUGCUAAUCCAGCUCACAUGACUCCUUAAGUCUGCGCCUUGUUGGAUGGGAAGGGUUUGGUGCAGCACUGUAGCAUUAACCUUUGACCUUUGAAGCUCUUGACUUCAAGCUGUAAUAUUUUGAUGUAUAAACUAUUAAUUUAAUAGGAUGAAACCAUAUACUAUCUAUUACAGCUACUAUUAGUUUUGUUUUGAAUUAGAUUUUUUAUUUUUCUCUGCAAGUAUGCAGAGGCCUGGUAGACUGGAAUGGCAGUGAGCUUGGUUUUAGGAGAGCGAUGUAUUUAAUCACAGGAUUUAUUUUUCGUUUAUUUUUAAGCGCUGAAAAUUAUUUUUGCACAUUUUUCUCCCAACAUCCUGGAGAACAAAAACAAGCAGUUAUUUAUUUUAGACAUGUUAUAAUCACUAGCUUGUCUAAUAUUACUGCAGUAUUUGUGUUAUGGGAGAUGGUGAUUUCAUACUGAUUAUUAUUUCAUUCUGAUCUUUUAUUAUUAUUAUUAUUAUUAUUAUUAUUAUUAUUAUUAUUAUGUCCUAUUGAAGGGGCAAGUGAUCCCAAAGAGAAAAGGAACGGAUCAAUAAAAUGUAUGCAAUAAUGCAUAGGCAUUUUUGUGUUAAUUAAACAUGUAAAAUACAGUCCCUAACAAAAGUUUCACCCAAACAGUGUUACUCUUGAUGUGAAGUGAACACUGGCGAAUUGAACUCCCAACGUAAUGCACUGACCCCUCAGUAUUAUGAAUUAUUCUGAUACAUUCACCAGGUGAUUGGACCAUACUUACUAAACUCCUACUUGAUAUAUAGUAUUUUCUGUCAAGACAGAAGAGACCUGAAGUGGUUUCUAGGUUGCAAUAUGGUAGCCAAAUUCUCUGUCAAUGUUUUAAUGGUGUCUCCUGUGUUUCCUGGACUUGUUCAGUCUCAACUGCAGGGGGUCAAACCUCCGCCUCACCUGUCAGUGGUGCCCUCACUGACCUCAGUGGUCGUUGCUUCCUCUAAAGGCACUACUGUUCAAAUGGAAAGCAAGCAAAUUAUGUCUAUGCAAAUUUUAUGGUCCUAACUAUGGCACAAUGUAGAUGUUGACAUUUAUGUUGUGGCCAGCAGGGGGCUCAGACUACCUUCACUGUUGACAGCAGCACUGGAAAUGUUGAAGGAAAGGUGGAGUGGGAUGUCUUAUUAUCCUGAAGAAUUGCUCUAAGUUCCAAGCAUUAGCAUAAACCUGGUUUUGCGCCUGUCAGGCCACCUUCACUAACACCAUCUUGUCUAUAUUGCCAACCAAGGGUACGACAGGUGGACUUAAAAUGGUUUGGACGCUGUGCUCACCAAUAAUUAAUGCAAGGCCAUCCAGUGUUGGUUUACUAACACUCUUGAGACAGCUGGGACUGGGUGUAAAGUAGUUUGAUUUGUCUUAUGGAUUUAUGCAUUGGUGAAUAUGACCCAAUGUAUGUUGUAGGAUUGUUGUAAAAUUAAUUUUAAAUCAUUUUAAUUUUCAUUUUAAUGUGUUUAGGUUAGUUCUCUCAUCCUGUCCUUUGUAUGUCUCAUGCUUGUUUUUAUGUUUACAUGAAACCAUUUACAGUUGAGAAUGAAAUAAAUUCAUAGAUGAAGACAGUUGUUGUAAAACUGCAGAAGAGGAAGUUCACAGUGUAUUUAAUAAUUGCAGUUGUGAUGAAUAAUAAAUCAUAAUAUAU